Molecule: messenger RNA, 651 nt
Organism: Menidia menidia (Atlantic silverside)
Lineage: Eukaryota; Metazoa; Chordata; Actinopteri; Atheriniformes; Atherinopsidae
Source: the annotation of a GenBank genome assembly
AUGGCAGACCCAAAGGACCAGGAAGAGCAUGAAACCACUGCAGAUAAUGCAGAGGAUUCUAAUCACGACCCCCACUUUGAGCCCAUCGUGUCCCUUCCUGAACAGGAUGUUAAGACGUUAGAAGAGGAUGAGGAGGAACUCUUUAAAAUGCGGGCUAAACUAUAUCGUUUUGCCUCUGAGAAUGAUCCACCAGAGUGGAAGGAGAGAGGAACUGGUGACGUCAAACUGCUGAAACACAAAGAGAAAGGCACAAUCCGCCUCUUAAUGAGGAGAGACCGGACGUUGAAGAUUUGUGCCAACCAUCACAUUAUGCCGAUGAUGGAGUUGAAGCCCAAUGCCGGCAGUGAUAGAGCGUGGGUGUGGAACACACUAGCAGAUUAUGCUGAUGAAUGCCCCAAACCAGAACUGUUGGCAAUACGCUUUUUAAAUGCAGAAAAUGCUCAGAAGUUUAAGGUGAAGUUUGACGAAUGCAAGGAGGAGGUCCGAAAAAGUCAGGAAACAGGAGACACUGAUAGUACAAACAAGGUGGCUGAGAAGCUGGAGGAACUCUCCGUUAAAGACAAGGCAUCGGAGCAAAAGAAGGACGAGGGGAAGAAAGAGCCAGAGAAGAAAGAUGAAAAAAAGGAGGUGAAAGCCGAGGAGAAGAAUUGA